GCCUGGGUGGUGUGGGAAGGUAAUGUACAGUCAUGGAGGACACUGCGACGCCGGGGAAGACUGAGGGAGUCCUUGAAAACCAAGUUCAGUCGGCGACAGAUCGGGGAGGAGCCCUGGUGGAGCUCACCCCGACCCCCGGCGGCCUGGCCCUAGUCAGCCCCUACCACACCCACCGGGCCGGGGACCCCUUAGACCUCGUGGCGCUCGCAGAGCAGGUGCAGAAGGCCGAUGAAUUCGUCCGGGCAAAUGCCACCAACAAGCUGACAGUGAUAGCUGAGCAAAUCCAACAUUUGCAAGAACAAGCCAGGAAGGUAUUGGAAGAUGCUCGCAGAGAUGCUGACUUGCACCACGCAGCUUGUAAUAUAGUGAAAAAACCUGGCAACAUUUACUACCUUUAUAGACGGGAGAGUGGUCAGCAGUAUUUUUCUAUUAUUUCUCCAAAGGAAUGGGGAGCAAGUUGUCCACAUGACUUCCUUGGUGCCUACAAGCUACAGCAUGACUUGUCUUGGACUCCAUAUGAGGACAUUGAGAAGCAAGAUGCUAAAAUCAGCAUAGUGGACAAGUUACUAAGCCAGCCAGUGGCCCUGCCUCCAAGGCCUGACCCCAACUUCCAGGGACUGACUCACUGAGAAUGGCCUCUGACAAACAGCUCUCAUGGCAAGGACCUGUCACUUCCUUGUUGCCCCCAUCCUCUGCCUUGAUGGGAGGUGGCAUGAGAACUGAGGGUGUGUAGAAGAAUCACGAACUUCUUGGAAGGAGACCGUGUGUGAUUGUAAUGCUGUCAUUAUUUGCUUUAGUGGGGAUGGUAAUGAAUCACAUCAGUCUUUUUGGGAAUCCUCUCUGGUUAACAGAUAUCCAACCAGUAAGUUUCAGCAUACUGGCCAGUGUACUUUCCUUCUCUUUGUCUCCCUCUGUUCUCUUUGUAAGUCAGAGCAUUAGAGAAAGAUGAGUUUCUUCUUCCCAUAAAAAGGUUGGUGAGGAUUUCCAGAGGGACUGUUUUUAAUUUUUUUUGUAAUGCAUCUUUAAGGUUGGGUUUAGACUACUUAACAUUUGGUGCACUUGAGCUUCAAUUUAUCAGGAAACAAGAAUGUUGGGUAAUGGAGGAUCAUAAACACCUUGGCUUGGCUGCACUAGUGUGUGUGUGAUUCUGGUGCUUCUGCACUGUUGGUGAGGUUUGGCUUGCGCCCUCUGCUCUUUCUGCCUAGCUAGUGACUGGAGAAUCGCAGGAAGCAGCAAUGGGUCAGCCUCUAAACUCACAGAGGCUGCCCUUAGUUCCUUACCAUGUGGGUCUCCCCAACAAGACAACUUUCUUCUAUCCCCUCUCCAAUCCAUUCUGCAAAGAUCAGCUUGAUCUUAUCUAAGGUCAUACCCCUCCCCUCACAAGAUAAUUUAUCAAGGAGCUGGAGCUUGGGAGGAAGGAGCUCCUAAGUGCCUGGAGCAAUUAGACUUUUGUAGUCCCCCUCCCCCCCUUUAUUGAUUUUAGAGAGAAAGGAAGGGAGAGAGAGAUAGAAGCAUCGAUGAGAGAGAACAUUGACUGGCCGCCUC
Molecule: messenger RNA, 1545 nt
Organism: Molossus molossus (Pallas's mastiff bat)
Lineage: Eukaryota; Metazoa; Chordata; Mammalia; Chiroptera; Molossidae
Gene: CUNH1orf50
Product: chromosome unknown C1orf50 homolog
Exons: 5
Coding region: 33-629 (198 amino acids)
Source: RefSeq, a predicted model, not a curated record